AUGAGGGAAUACACUGAGUAUUCUGAUUUAGUUGCAGUCCUUCUGGUGGCAAAACAAAAUAACGAGCUCCUUAAUAAAACCACCAGGCACGACCCACAGGAACAAUGCCAUAUCCUGAAAUUAAUGCCACGACCUUUAAUCGUGGGCGUGGUGGCUUUAAUCGUCUUAAGAGACGUGGUGGACUGUGGUCAUGUUCGUUCUGAUGGUAAUAAUGGUCAUGCUCGUUUUGAUGGUCAAAAUCAAGGAGGAUAUUAUGGUCGAAACCUUUUCCACGGUCGAAACUAUUUUUGUGGUAGAGUACGUGGACGAGGUCAUAUGAAUAAUUAUAGAUCCCCCAAAUAUGACCAAAAUAAUUGGAAUCGCAAAGGAAAGGGUAAGUAUAUCCAAGAAGGUCCCUCAAGGAAUUAUGAAGAUAUAUGCUACAGAUGCGGAAAGAAAGGCCAUUGGUCUAAGGUGUGUAGAACACCAGAACACUUGUGUAAAAGACCAAUGGCAUAUGUUGAAGAAAAGGGAAAAGAAGUGAAUUUUAAUGAGAUUGAACUCAGAAACAAUAAUACCUAUUUUGAGACUGCUGACUUUGUUGGAGGUGAAACUGAUUAA
Molecule: messenger RNA, 600 nt
Organism: Vicia villosa (hairy vetch)
Lineage: Eukaryota; Viridiplantae; Streptophyta; Magnoliopsida; Fabales; Fabaceae
Exons: 1
Coding region: 1-600 (199 amino acids)
Molecular function (GO): zinc ion binding; nucleic acid binding
Source: RefSeq, a predicted model, not a curated record